AUGUCGAACCAAGCUCUCAACACCAAUGCCCGCGUCGGCCAGCGAGCCGACCUAGGCAUCUCAACCCGUGCUUCGGACUGGUACUUUGCCGUUUGUGCCAUUAUGGCGAUUUCCACCCUUGUCUUCCUGGGAAUGGGUUUCACCAAGCGAGAGACGCACCGCCUCUUCCACUACAUCACCGCCAGCAUUACUUUUGUUGCCUGCAUAGCAUACUUCUCCAUGGGUGCCGGGCUGGGCCAGGUACCCAUCCAGGUCGAAUUUCCUCGUGACAACAGCCAGGUUGGAGGAGCCGGCACACGCGAGAUCUACUAUGUACGAUACAUCGAUUGGUUCAUCACCACGCCGCUACUGCUGCUGGAUCUGCUUCUCACCGCCGGUCUGCCGUGGCCUAGCAUCAUGAUCGCCCUUCUCGCAGACGAGAUCAUGAUUGUCACUGGUCUGGUCGGAGCUCUUACAAGCACGAGCUACAAGUGGGGAUACUGGGUGUUUGGCAUGUUUGCCUUCUUUUACGUGGUGUACGCGCUCGUCAUCGAUGGCCGAAAGCACGCUGCCGCGCUUGGGGGGCAGGUUAGCUCCACGUAUCGCAACUGCGGCAUUCUCACUAUCUUCCUCUGGUUCUUGUACCCCAUUGCGUGGGGCGUGAGCGAGGGCGGCAACCUCAUUCACCCUGACUCUGAGGCCGUCUUCUACGGUAUCCUGGACGUUCUCGCGAAGCCUCUGUUCGGAUUCCUGUUGUUGUGGGGACACAGGAACAUUGACCCUUCUGCCCUGGGAUUGCACAUUCGCGAGCCCGGACAGCCCAAGAACCGCCCCGUCGGCAGCCAUGAGGGAGAUCACGGACACAUCGGUGGCGCCGGGCCUAGCAACGGCUUGUAA
Molecule: messenger RNA, 876 nt
Organism: Colletotrichum orchidophilum
Lineage: Eukaryota; Fungi; Ascomycota; Sordariomycetes; Glomerellales; Glomerellaceae
Product: bacteriorhodopsin
Exons: 1
Coding region: 1-876 (291 amino acids)
Biological process (GO): monoatomic ion transport
Cellular component (GO): plasma membrane; endoplasmic reticulum
Molecular function (GO): monoatomic ion channel activity
Source: RefSeq, a predicted model, not a curated record